AUGGACGCAGGCACGCACCAGGCUAUGACUAUAAAUCCUCCUCCGCCUCCACCACCCCCUCCACCGCCUGCGGAGCAGCUUGAUAUAUCGUCGGCACCAAAUGAAGGCACCGUAGUAAACAAUUCAACCCCUCCUCAUCCUGCAUCAACCUCCUUCAAACUCAAAUUUUGCACGGUUUGUGCCGCAAAUCAGAACCGAUCCAUGGAAGCCCAUAAUCGUCUAUCUGCACCUCCAUCAUCAUACUCUGUCAUCUCAUUUGGCACGGGCUCCCUAGUUCGUCUGCCUGGGCCUUCUAUCACACAACCAAACGUUUAUAAUUUUAAUACCGUAUCUUAUUCGCAAAUAUAUGAUGAAUUACAAGCGAAAGAUCCAAGAUUAUACCGAAAUAACGGAGUUCUUCCCAUGCUAGAACGGAAUAAGGGCGUAAAAUGGGGUCCUGAACGAUUUCAAGAUUGGUGCCCUGGAAUGCCUCGCUUAGAGCACGUAUCGAGGGGUGAUAAGGGUAGCCUUGGAACUGAAGGAGGUGUCGUCGAUGUCAUCAUAACAUGCGAAGAGCGAUGCUGGGACGCUGUGGUGGAGGAUCUCAUGAACCGUGGCUCUCCCUUGAACAGACCUGUUCACGUUUUCAACGUCGAUAUCAGAGAUAACCAUGAAGAAGCCUUAGUUGGAAGUAAGGGAAUACUGGAUUUGGCGAACAGACUUAAUGAAGUGGCUGAUAAGGAGCGGCGACUAAAUGGACCCAAUGGAUGGGAUCAGGGCACCGGCGAUGCCCGGAGAGGCUUUGACGAACGAGUCCCUGAAAUACUUGCUAAAUGGCAGGAGAAAUGGCCCAACCUGCCUGCUUUGUGGACACUCUCUUGGUUUUGA
Trichophyton rubrum CBS 118892 is the source of this 867-nucleotide messenger RNA. RefSeq names its product RNA polymerase II subunit A domain phosphatase ssu72. Lineage: Eukaryota; Fungi; Ascomycota; Eurotiomycetes; Onygenales; Arthrodermataceae. The record is from RefSeq and is a predicted model, not a curated record. The coding region runs from base 1 to 867 and encodes 288 amino acids. The transcript has a single exon. Gene Ontology annotation, cellular component: mRNA cleavage and polyadenylation specificity factor complex; nucleus. Gene Ontology annotation, molecular function: RNA polymerase II CTD heptapeptide repeat phosphatase activity. Gene Ontology annotation, biological process: termination of RNA polymerase II transcription.